AUGAAUCUCGACGCUUUCGAUGACUCGGUCGUCAGCCUUGACGAUGAGUCCGAUGCCUACAGUCCAGAGGUAGUAAAACCCAAGGCAAAGGCUGCUCCAAAGGCUUCGAAGGCGAAGGCGACCAAACCUGCCGCCAAGAAACUGACACAGACCACCCUCACCGGCAAGAAGCGGCCAAAAGCCAUCGCCGACGAUGAUGAUUCAGACGACAACAUUUCGGGCCUGUCACACACCCCGCCCAGCACAAAGAAGCAGAAAAAGUCAGCACCAGCGUCUAAGAAGGUGGGCGGCGGCAAACCCCUGAAUGAGAUCGAAAAUGACAGCAUGCAGCUCGACUCUCCUGUAGCGGCCGCCCCCCCGAAGGCGGGAUCUAAGAAGACGGCGACCGAGACGUAUCAGAAGUUGACGCAGCUCGAACACAUCAUCAAGCGUCCCGACACAUAUAUUGGCUCGGUCGAGAUGACCGAGUCUCAAAUAUGGGUCUUCAACAAGGAGACUAAAGAAAUGGAGCUGCGCAAGAUCAAUUAUGUCCCUGGUCUGUACAAGAUUUUCGACGAAGUUCUCGUCAACGCCGCCGACAAUAAGCAGAGAGACGGGCCUGGGAUUGCGCCAAUGACGUACCUCAAGGUCACAGUCGACCGUUCUACUGGAGAGAUUAGCGUGGAGAAUAACGGAAAGGGCAUUCCUGUUGAGAUGCACGAGAAAGAGAAGAUGUACAUUCCCCACAUGAUUUUCGGCGAGCUUCUGACCGGUUCCAACUACGAUGACUUGGAGAAGAAGACGGUUGGUGGACGAAACGGUUUUGGUGCCAAGCUCUGUAACAUCUUCAGCAACCAAUUCAGCGUCGAAAUCCAGGAUAGUGAUAACGGGAAAAGAUAUAAGGAAACCUGGACCGACAACAUGAGCAAGUUCUCGAAGCCGAAGAUUACCUCGAGCAAAACGGCCAACUUCGUCCGAAUUACUUUCAGCCCCGACUUUGCUCGCUUUGGGAUGGAUGCAGGUAUUGAUGACGAUCUCGAGGCCCUCAUCUGCCGUCGCGUUUAUGACAUGGCCGGUACUCUAAAGGGUGUCAAGGUUUCCCUCAAUGGUGAGGUAAUCAAGUUGAAGGGAUUCAAGGGCUACUGCGAGCUGUACGCGCGAGCCAUCAGCCGUGAGCGUGUCGCUGAGGAGGGUGGUGAGGUCAAGACGACCGUCAUCACCGAUAGUGCGUCGAAUGGCCGCUGGGAGGUCGGAUUUGCCGUGUCAGACGGGUCCUUCCAGCAGAUCUCCUUCGUCAACAACAUCGCCACGACCUCUGGGGGAACUCACGUCAACUAUAUUACGGACCAGAUCACUGGUUACUUGCUCACCCAUUUGAACAAGAAGUCGAAGGGCCACGGUCUGAAGCAAAACCAUAUCCGAAAUCACCUCUUCAUCUUCAUCGCCAGUCUUAUCGACAAUCCCGCCUUUACCUCUCAGACGAAGGAACAGAUGACGACGAAAGUCAGUCAGUUCGGUAGUAGGUUCACCCUCUCUGAGGACUUUCUCAAGAAGGUCACCAAGUCCGACGCCAUCCAAAAGAUUAUGGACUUCGCCGAGAAGAAGGCGGACAAGAUGAUGGCCAAGAGCGACGGUAACAAGCGGUCCCGUAUCAACAAUGCCAAGCUUGUCGAUGCCAACUUGGCGGGAACCAAGAACGGCUACCAGUGCACUUUGAUCCUCACUGAGGGUGACUCGGCCAAGAGUUUGGCCAUCGCAGGACGAGCAAUUCUCGAUCCCGACCGUAUCGGAGUCUUCCCGCUCCGAGGAAAGAUGCUCAACGUUCGAGAUGCAUCGAUAGAUCAGAUUACCAAGAACCAGGAGAUUCAGAACAUCAAGCAGUUCCUCGGUUUGAAACAUAAACAUGUUUACACCGAUACCAAGGGGCUCCGUUACGGUCAUCUUAUGAUCAUGGCGGAUCAGGAUCACGACGGGAGUCACAUCAAGGGUCUUCUCAUCAACUUCCUUCAGGUUCAAUACCCCUCACUGCUCAAGAUUCCUGAGUUCUUCCGUGAGUUUAUCACUCCAAUCGUCAAGGUCUGGCAAGGAAGCAACCCGAAGAAGCCCACAAAACUCAAGUCUUUCUUCACUCAGCCCGAGUACGAGGCCUGGAAGGAAGCCCACCGUAAUGAGCUCUCUAGAUGGGAUUACAAGUACCUCAAGGGUUUGGGUACUUCCUCGAACGAGGAUGCCCAAGUUUACUUCACCAACCUCGACGCUCACUUGAAGGAGUUCGAGGUCAUGCAACCCGAGGAAGCCAACAUGCUCGACCUCGCCUUUUCCAAGAAGAAGGCCGAUGCUCGAAAGGAGUGGCUGGGUAACUUUGUGCCUGGCACCUAUCUCGACCAGUCGACCAAGACCAUUUCUUAUUCCGACUUUAUCAACAAGGAGCUGAUUCUGUUCAGCAUGGCUGACAAUAUCCGUUCUAUCCCCUCCGUCAUUGACGGCUUGAAGCCGGGUCAGCGAAAGGUCAUUUACGGCUGUUUCAAGCGAAAUGUUGUCAAGGAUCAGAAAGUCAACGAUCUCGCGGGUUUCAUCUCCAGUUUGACCUCGUACCAUCACGGUGACGUAUCUCUCCAACAGACCAUCGUCGGUCUCGCCCAAAAUUUUGUGGGCUCGAACAACGUCAACUGUCUUGAGCCCAGCGGAAACUUUGGUUCUCGUUUGGCCGGUGGUUCGGAUGCCGCCAGUGCUCGAUACAUUUACACGCGUCUCUCGCCUUUUGCCCGCAAGGUGUUCUCCGCGCUCGACGAGCCCAACCUCGACUACCAAUUCGAGGAUGGAAAGCGAAUCGAGCCCAAAGUCUACGCUCCGGUCGUGCCAAUGGUUCUUGUCAACGGUGCUGAUGGUAUCGGUACUGGUUGGAGCACUUCGAUCCCCAACUACCAUCCCAUGGACAUUGUCAACAAUCUCAAGCGACGCAUGGGCCGGCUUGAGGAAGGCGACGAUGAGGAAAAGCCCUUCGAGCACAUGAACCCUUGGUUCCGAGGCUGGAAGGGAACGAUUGAGCCCGCCGGGCCGGAUCGGUACAAGUUCAACGGUAUUGCCUAUCAAAAUGAUAAGACGCCCAAUGAGAUCAUCGUCACCGAAUUGCCCAUCCGCACUUGGACGGACGAUUUCAAGGCUCGUCUUGAAGAAGUUAUUAGCGGUGUAAAGGGCCCGUCGUGGAUCAAAGACUACAAGGAAUUCAACGAUCACAAGAAUGUGCAUUUCGAAAUCAUGUUGUCUGACGACAAGGCACGGGAAGCGGUCCUGAAGGAGGGCAUUGGCGAGCGCUUCAAGCUUACCAGGCAGAUUGCCACGUCCAAUCUCGUCGCAUUCAAUGUCAACGGCCAGAUUCACAAGUACGAAAAGGUUGAGGACAUCUUGGAAGAAUUUUACGUGUACCGACUGCAAAUGUACACGGAACGCAAGAAACACUGGCUCGGCGUGUACCACUCAGACUACCGCAAACUCAAGAACCAGGCCCGCUUCAUCCAAGAGAUCAUGGACACGAAGCUCGUCGUCAACCGAAAGAAGAAGGCCAGAAUUAUCGAGGAGCUCCGUGAAGCGGACUAUGAAGCGUUCCCGCCUAAGUCUCUUGAGGGCAAGAAGAAGUCUACGGACGAGGAACUUGGUCACGACGAGGAAGAGGGCGGUGUCGACGGCGCAGAAAAGGAGACAGAUCCUGGCGUGAGAGGCUACGACUACCUACUCUCGAUGCCCAUCUGGUCUUUCACGACCGAGCGCCUCGAGAAGCUCAAGGAGCAGAUUGCGAAGAAGAAGCAAGAGCAUGACGAUCUCCUUGCGCUUAGCGAGAAGGACCUAUGGUGCGCCGAUCUUGACGCCUUUGUUGAGGAAUGGGAGCGCCAGCUCCGUCUCGACGCUGAGAUCCAGACGUCGAUCAACAGGCUUGGCCGUCGUGCCUCGAAGAAGAUUGGUGCCGGGCGUGACCGUAAGGCUGCCGUCAAGGACGAUGAUGAUUAUGAUCCAGGAAAGAAGACCAAGGGCCGACCCAAGAGAGCUGCCGCCGCCGCCCCAGCGCCCAAGGUAGAGAAGUCCGCUCAUCGGUUCGCCGAGAUGUUCACGGCCAAGCCUGCGGUGAAACCCAAGGAAGAAGACGAUUCGGACGCGUAUAAAUCGGACGGCUUCUCGGACAAUGACUUUGCGGCACUGAGUAGAGGCAAGUCAAGUACGGCAGCGGUCAAGAAGUCAGAGUCCGUUGAGCCAUCGGAAGCUAGCGCCCCAUCAAGGUCUAAGCGCGCAGCUGCAGCUAAGCCCAAGACGUGGAUCGUCGACUCGGACUCUGACGAGGAGAACGGGGACAAGAUGCUGGGCGACUUCAGUGCCAUGGUCAAGGGGAUUAAGAAGCCCGAAGGGGCCAAUGGGGACACCGGCAACGGUAGGCUUAGCCUGUUUACCAUGUCGCGGCCCGAGAGCCAGGGAAGUUCGGCACUUCCCAAGAUGAAGUCGAAGCCGUCGAAGACGUUUGAUUUCGACGACUUUGACGAUACCAAUUACGAGAUGCUCGCCAAGUCAUCGCCGCGAAAGUCGAUCAAGGGUGACGACAUUGACGAUUUUUUGUCCGACGAUGACUUCCCACCUGCAAAGGCUGCCGCGGCCAAGCCAGCUCCCGCUCCCAAGCCAGUUGCCGUCGCUGCGGCUGCUUCUGCCGCGCCGAAGAAGCGUGGUCGUCCCGCCGGUUCCACGAACAAGAAGGACGACGCGAAGACUACCAAAGCCAAGCCGGCCGCUAAGAAGCAAACCACGCUUUCGCCGGCGGCCAAGGCUUACGCUGCCAAGAAGGCCACCAAGAAGCCAACGAUCUUCGACGACGAUGAUGACGACGAGGAUAUAGACGACGCUCCCGCCGCCAAGGUCGAUAGCUCGCCGGCGCCGGCGCCCAGACGGGGUCGCCCUGCGCGUGCGGCGGCGUCGAAGCCCAAGGCUAAGCCUAGGUAUGUGGUGUCGGAUGACGAAGAGGAGGAGGAUUCGUUUGGUGCUCAGGAGGAGGGUGAUGAUAGUGAUGACCCUUAUGGCAUGGAUGAUUCGGAUUAA
Molecule: messenger RNA, 5055 nt
Organism: Scedosporium apiospermum
Lineage: Eukaryota; Fungi; Ascomycota; Sordariomycetes; Microascales; Microascaceae
Product: DNA topoisomerase 2
Exons: 4
Coding region: 1-5055 (1684 amino acids)
Biological process (GO): resolution of meiotic recombination intermediates; DNA topological change; sister chromatid segregation
Cellular component (GO): nucleus
Molecular function (GO): ATP binding; DNA topoisomerase type II (double strand cut, ATP-hydrolyzing) activity; DNA binding
Source: RefSeq, a predicted model, not a curated record